GUCAUGAAUCAAGCCCACCUCUGUGUGACUCAGGAUUUACAGUAAACUCCUCCACAUUUCCGCAGGAGGAAAACACCGAGGAUUGUCCAGGCGCGUGCACCCUUCUCUUCUAAGAUACAAGAAUGAUCUGCUGUGGUCUGCUCACUUCCGGGAAGGAACCAGUUCCUCUGAAGAGUGUGGAGGUGGAGCUGGAGGUGAGGGACCAUGUGGCUACAGUGGUGUCCACUCUGAACUAUGAGAACAAGGAGGACAAACCACUGGAGGCUGUGUUUGUCUUCCCUAUGCCUGGAGAUGCUGCUGUCUGUCAUUUCAGUGCUACGAUUGGACAGACACAGAUCGUGGCUGAGGUGAAGGAGAAACAGAAGGCUCGUGAGGAGUACGAUGACGCUCUGAGCUCCGGUCAGCAGGCCUUCCUGUUGGAGGAGAGUGAUCAGAGUCCAGAUAUUUUCUCUCUGAGUGUGGGCAGUCUGCCUCCAGGAGAGAGCGCUUCCAUCAGGCUGGAGUACGUCACUGAGCUGGCUGUGCAGGCUGAUGAAGGGCUGAGGUUUGUUCUGCCUGCUGUGCUCAACCCUCGCUACCAUCCACAGGGUAGUGCAGGUGGCAGUGUCCAGGUGACCUCUGUUCCCGCCUCUCUGGUGCCCUACAGUCUGUCUUUCUCUGCCCGAGUGUCCUCUCCUCGUCCUGUCUCUAAAGUAGAGUCCAACUGUCCCCUGGACCCUCUGGAGUAUCUGAACACAGAGCAGAGCCAGGCCACGGUCAAGCUGGCUGCAGGACACAAGUUUGACAGAGAUGUUGAACUUCUGAUUUAUUACAAAGAUGCCCACCAGCCCACAGCUGUGGUGGAGGCAGGACAGACCUCUGCCAAGCCUGGCACUCUGAUGGGGGAUCCAGUGGUGAUGCUGAGUCUGUACCCUGAGUUCCCCCAGGCUGUGAUGUCUUCACUCGCCUCAUGUGGAGAGUUUGUGUUCUUAUUGGAUCGAUCUGGCAGCAUGCAGAGGGACCGUAUUAAGAGUGCCAGGGAUACUCUGCUGCUCCUGUUGAAGAGUCUACCAAUGGGCUGCUUUUUUAACAUCUACAGUUUUGGGUCCAGUCAUGAACACAUCUUCCCUAAGAGUGUGGAGUACAGCCAGGAGACCAUGGAAGAGGCUCUGAAGAUAGUUGGAGGGAUGGAAGCAAAUCUGGGAGGAACUGAGAUCCUGAAGCCCCUCAAAGACAUUUACAGCCAUGCCUGCAUUCCCAAUCAACCUAGACAACUAUUUGUCUUCACUGAUGGAGAAGUGAGGAACACCAAAGAAGUAAUCAAUCUGGUGAAGAAAAAUUCAGGUUCCCACAGGUGUUUCUCUUUCGGGAUUGGGGAAGGGGCCAGCUCUGCUCUUAUCAAUGGGUUGGCCAAAGAAGGAGGAGGUCACGCUCAGUUCAUCACCGGCACUGACCGGAUGCAACCCAAAGUGAUGCAGUCGUUGCGUUUUGCUCUACAACCAGCUGUGGUGGAUAUCUCAGUGAAGUGGGAUUUGCCGAAGGGAGUCUCUGUCACUGUUCUCUCACCACCAAUCACUUUACUUUUCCAGGGUCAAAGGUCACUGAUUUAUGCCCAGCUCACUGGACAGAGUCCAGAGGCAGCAGAGGGCUCUGUGACGGUGAAGUACAGCCUGGCAGGGCAUCCCUCUCAGAACAAGCUCCACUUCAGCCUCAAACCUGCAGCGGACUCUGGAUUAACGGUCCACAGGUUGGCUGCUCGGACUCUGAUUCGCUCCCUGGAGAUGGAGGAGAUGGAGCGCAGAGGACAGCCAGAUGAAGGAGUGAAGAAGAAGGUGGUGGAGCUCAGCGUCCAAUCAGGAGUGAGCAGCGCCUUCACUGCCUUCAUUGCUGUCAAAAAAGACAAUGGAGAGACGAUUCAAGGACCCCUGGUGCGCCGAAAUGUUCCAACACCCAUGCUAAUGAUGGCCAUGUGUGGAGGUGGUCCAUCUGGUGGUCGAAUGAUGGGUAGGCCUAUGCCAAGAAUGAUGAGCUGUUCAAUGCCCAUGAGUGUACAAGCAAGCCCAAGCGCAUCAAUGGACAGCUACGGAAGAAUGAAGAACUGUUCAAUGCCCAUGAGGAAAACAGCAAGCUCAUGUGCACCAAUGGACAGCUCCGUAGGUGGCGUCCUAUGUAGCUUAUCAUCCAACGAUUCCCUGGACAUUGAGCCCCUGCAGCCUCCCAGAGACCCUCUGCUGCAGCUGGUCUCCCUGCAGAAGGCGUCCGGCUGCUGGGAGCUGGAUCCAGCUCUGGCUGCUGCUGUGGGAAAGACCAGCGAGGAGGUGGAAAACACAAAACCUGCAUCGGAGAACAAGGAAGUGUGGGCCACCAUUCUGGCUCUGAUCUGGCUUCAUGGUUUCAAGAUGGAUGCUCAGGAGGAGUGGGAGCUUCUGGCUAUGAAGUCUGUGUCAUGGCUCCGUGCUCAGAACGCUCCAUGUGUGGCGGAGUGUGUGGAGGCUGGAAACACUCUGCUGGGUUGUAAGGUGCAGAAAGAUGCCCUGGGAAUCUGAGGUUUUCAUUAAAGCAACUUCUCCUUCAGGAUUGUUGCACAGAAGCAUUUAAACUAUUUACUGCAAUGUUUACUUAAUCAAAAUGGCACUAUCCACAUUUAAACUUGCAACUGUUUUAUUACUUCCUGCUACUUUAUGUAAAACAUUUUUUUUUUUUUAAAGUAACUAUAUGAAUAUUUUCAUCUAGUGAAAAUGAAGCCUGAACCUCUGGUUAAAUAUUUGUUAAUCACAAAAUAAUCUCCAUCUGUUAAGUGUGCAAAGUGACAACAAAUAUGCCUAUAAAUUCCUUGCUGCAAACUCUUUAAAAGUUCAAUUUGUUUGGGAACAUGUUUAAGAAAAAAAAAGUAAUAAUAAAUGUGUUGAAAUUUGUUUAAACUUCAAAUUAUUUUAAAUAGCAUUUGUGUCAUGUUACUACAGCGGACGAAUAAGACGUACCAUCUUUUAAUUGGAUUUUAGUCCAGCUUCUAUUUUGAUAUGAAUAUUUUUGAGAAAGAAUCAGCAGGUUAAACAGCAUUUUGUUGAUUAAGCUUCUUGGUCAUGUGACAAUAUGACUCCAAAAUGACUUCAGAGUAGGGUGUUUUUAUUUGGACAUUAAGAAAAUUCCGCAGUUAUUUCUAAUCUAUUUUUCAAAGUUUCCACAUCAUGUGACCCAAUGACUAAAAAUUAAAGCAACAUUAUAAAACUACACU
Molecule: messenger RNA, 3214 nt
Organism: Gymnodraco acuticeps
Lineage: Eukaryota; Metazoa; Chordata; Actinopteri; Perciformes; Bathydraconidae
Product: von Willebrand factor A domain-containing protein 5A-like
Exons: 22
Coding region: 123-2525 (800 amino acids)
Source: RefSeq, a predicted model, not a curated record